AUGGACAUCGCAGAAUUUCAUGCAAAGGUAUACCAUGUCGUCCGGCAGAUUCCCCCACAGCAUGUUACAUCGUACGGUCACAUUGCUAAACUCAUAGGCAUGCCGAAUUACUCCCGCCAUGUAGGCCAAGCACUCAAGUUCCUUCCUGCGAAUGUGAAUCCUCCUAUUCCUUGGCAGCGUGUCAUCUCCUCCUCAGGAAUCAUCUCAUCGCGCGGUCCCGGGACAAGUGGUGCCGACGUUCAACGGCACGCACUGGAGGCCGAAGGCGUCGAGGUGACCGUCACACGCGGAGGCGAAAUACGUGUAGAUCUUCGCCAAUACGGGUGGUUUCCUGCG
Messenger RNA from Postia placenta MAD-698-R-SB12, 336 nucleotides. RefSeq lists its product as hypothetical. Gene Ontology annotation, biological process: DNA repair. Gene Ontology annotation, molecular function: catalytic activity. The annotation marks the transcript as partial. NCBI's taxonomy places the organism in Eukaryota, Fungi, Basidiomycota, Agaricomycetes, Polyporales, Adustoporiaceae. The record is from RefSeq and is a predicted model, not a curated record. The transcript has 4 exons.